This is a messenger RNA of Bipolaris zeicola 26-R-13, 330 nucleotides long. RefSeq lists its product as uncharacterized. The transcript is spliced from 3 exons. The coding region runs from base 1 to 330 and encodes 109 amino acids. NCBI's taxonomy places the organism in Eukaryota, Fungi, Ascomycota, Dothideomycetes, Pleosporales, Pleosporaceae. The record is from RefSeq and is a predicted model, not a curated record.
AUGUCUUCUCCAAUCAACAAGGUCUUUGGCAAUGAUGCCACCCCAACCAUGCCUGAAGCCCCAAAGCAAAACAACGACCGCCGAGCGUCUGAUGCCUCUGUCGGAUCUGAGUCUUUCUACAAUGGACGCCGAAGGUCUUCGGCAGCCCAGAGAUUUGGAAACCUAGAGGCUCUUAAGCGUCGUCAGGAUGAGGAGAGCCUGGCUCGGAGACAAUCCUUCCAUGAUGCAUAUGGAAAGCCCGGCAUCAUCGGUACUUGGUGGAACAACUUCACCCGUGGACCUCUUCAACCCACUACACAGUCGCAGCAAUCGAAGGGCGGAUCAUCAUAA